Molecule: messenger RNA, 937 nt
Organism: Lobosporangium transversale
Lineage: Eukaryota; Fungi; Mortierellomycota; Mortierellomycetes; Mortierellales; Mortierellaceae
Exons: 1
Coding region: 103-861 (252 amino acids)
Source: RefSeq, a predicted model, not a curated record
ACCAUUCCAUGGGACGAUGCCAUUCUUUCUACAAGUGUCAUCCCACUCAUACGCGUGCAUUAUUCAAGGCACGAAGAGCGGGCAAAGAGAGCAUUUCUGCACAUGUAUAAAAACGCGUUAGUUUUCAAUUCCACAUUUAAAAAAGACAUUUCUGUCUUAUCACUUCUUUUCUUCUUCCUUAACUAUCCUUCUCUUCUCGACAACUCGUUAGUUUCAGCCGCUAUGCGUUUCUCUAUCGCUACGACAAUCAUCGUUGCUUCAUCCUUAGCAUCCUCGCUGGUUUCAGGUGCCUUGACGCCCCAAGAGCGAACUGCCUUCGAACUUUCAGCAGGACCUGAUCCCAACUAUUGCCAGCCCUGUCUCGAGAAGGCCAUGCACAACCAUUUCCCACAUGCCUGCCCCAAGGACAUCAACUCUGAUGCUGCUAACUAUCGUCCUUCUGGUGCGACAGAUACGGAAGAGCGCUGUGUCUGUGUUGCAUUCCAGGAUCUCUUCUGGAUGAAGGCCGAUUGCUCCAAGGAAUGCCCCUAUGUCCACAACAACAACACCAUGAAAAACUUCUUGCCUUCCAGCAAAAUCGAGGGAUGUGACAAGUGGAUUGAUUUUGAGACAAAUCAAGAAAAGGUUAUCGAGGGAUUCGCAAUCAAGAAUCCAGAUCACAAGCCAGAGGUCUUUGAGAUCGUAGCUCCACCCCAAGUGGCCGAAGGUGAGGACGACCCUACCGACAUUGGCGAGGACGGACGCUACAAGGUCUCAGUUUCCAUCACCACAAAGGAAUCGGAAGCUAAGGCAAAGGAGCAGGAAGCAUUGGAUAGCGAUGAAACUAAGAAAGACUCAGAAGUCAAGAAAGAUGAGCUGUAAAAAGAAGGAAGAGGAAUUCUCAACAUCACAAUAAUCUUGUAACAAAAAAUAUGUAUUAAAGACACUAAAUUCAGAC